Molecule: messenger RNA, 1227 nt
Organism: Prorocentrum cordatum
Lineage: Eukaryota; Dinophyceae; Prorocentrales; Prorocentraceae
Source: the annotation of a GenBank genome assembly
AUGCGUGGCCUCAUAGAGCUCGGGCUGGGCGACACGGGCUGUGGAGCGCGCGACAUCAUCGACACCGAGGUGCGCUGCAUAUGUCGGCGCUGGCCCGAGGUCCUCGCCCACAACAGCGUGGUGCGGCGCUCCCACGGCCGCUACCGCAUCAACGGCCGGGACGUGCUGGUGCGGGUCGUGACCGCGGAAGGCCCUCGCGAGGACGACGACGUCGCCUCGACGGGCGGCGGCGAGGGCGAGAAGGCCGGGCCGCCCAGCGAGGACGAGAACAGUAGCACGAGGGCCUCCUCGGAAGGCAGCGCCGCCACUUCGCCGCUCGAGGAGGCCGAGGACUGCCUGGGCGUCCGCGCGGACAGCGUCCUGGUCCGCGACGGGCCCCUGACGCAGCCGUUUCUGGACUACGUCUUCGACACGGGCAAGAGGGAGCAUUACGACCUCAUGGACUCUGAGAAGGAGUUCCAGCACAGGGGGCUCCAGAGGCUCCCCGCCGACGUGGAGCUCGAGCUCGCCGAGCUGCCCUACGAUCCGGAGGACCGCUCGGCGGCGAUGAGCGCCGCACGCGUCGAGGUGCUGAUGCGGCAGACCCGCAGGAUCAGCCUGGGCUCGGGCGCCGUGCCGCCGGCGGACGAGGCUGCACAGCAGGGACCCCUCGUCGACGACCGCGUGCUCCCCGAGCGCGCAGCGAUCCCAGAGAGCGCCCUGCCGCGGCGCGGCAGCGGCAGCGGGGUCGUGACCAGCCGGGGCAUGAUGGCGCUGCUGGCGCAGCGGCGCGCGCGCGAGCUGCAGGACCGCGAGGAGCGGCUGGCCCAGGAGCUGCUGCGAGCGCGGGGGCAGCGGGAGGUGCCGCUGGUCAGCGCCUGCGACCUGCCCGGCGUUGCGGCGCUCUCGGCCGCGGAGCCGGCUGCGCCCAGGGCUCCCCUGUUGUUGGCGAUCCCGCCGCCCGCCGCGAACGCGGCGAGGCGGCGGCGGCGGCGGCUGUUCGGGGAGGUCAUCCUGCCGGGCACGCCAGGAUUGCCGCCUUUUGAGCCCGAGGGCACGGACGAGGCUGGCGCGGCAGAGGCCGCCGAGCUCGUGCCGUGCUGCGAGCUGUCGGCGCCGCUGGACGCGCACUCCCCUGGCCGCGGGGUCAGCCGCUGGCGCAAGAUGCCGGGGCUGCCAGUCGACUUGCCCGCGUCGCUGCGAGAGGACGGGUUGAUCUGCGUGGAGAGCCAGCAGUUGAUGCUGUAA